CCCUCUUUGUUUUUAGUUUCUAGCCACAUGAUUCCUCUUCUCUUAUUCUCCUCCUUCUUCCUCCUCCUCCUCCUCCAAUGGCGCCACCCGAGGCACAAACUCCUCCCUCCCGGCUCCGUGGGCUGGCCUUACAUCGGCGAAACCUUCAAACUCUACACCCAAAACCCCAACUCCUUCUUCUCCGUCAGGCAAAAACGAUACGGGGACGUUUUUAAGACGCAUAUAUUGGGGUGUCCAUGUGUGAUGAUAUCAAGCCCAGAGGCAGCAAGAGUGGUGCUUGUGAGCAAGGCUCAUCUUUUCAAGCCCACAUAUCCACCAAGCAAAGAGAAAAUGAUUGGCCCUGAGGCAUUGUUUUUCCACCAAGGCUCCUACCAUUCAUGCCUUAAGAAGCUGGUCCAAGCUUCAUUUUUGCCCUCUGCCAUCAGACCAUCUGUCUCCCAAAUUGAGGCCAUUGUUCUUAGGCUUCUCCCCUCUUGGAACAACUCCCAACAAAUCAACACCUUGCACCAAAUGAAAAGGUUUGCUUUCGAUGUCGCGAUGAUCUCGGCUUUUGGAGAACAACAAGAAUUGGAAAUCGACAGAAUCAAACAUCUCUACCAAUGCCUCGAGAAAGGCUACAAUUCAAUGCCUAUCGAUCUCCCCGGAACUCCUUUUCGCAAAGCUAUGAAGGCAAGGAAGUUGUUGAGUGAGACAUUGGGGAGACUGAUAGAGAAGCGACGGCGGAGGAAGGAGCACGGCGGCGGGCUGCUCGGGGUGCUAUUGGGUGGCGGUAGCGACGGCGGAGAUGAGGCGGAGAAAAACAAGCUGAGUGAUUCACAAAUAGCUGAUAAUAUAAUAGGAGUAAUAUUUGCAGCUCAAGACACGACUGCUAGUGUGUUAACAUGGAUUCUCAAGUACUUGCACGACAAUCACCAUCUUCUCGAUGCAGUUAAGAAGGAGCAGGAGGCGAUUUUUCAACGCAAACUCUGCCAAGGGAACCGUAACCUUACGUGGGAUGAUACCAGGCGCAUGCCCUUCACCACACGGGUGAUACAAGAAACCCUAAGAACAGCAAGUGUUGUGUCAUUCACAUUUAGGGAAGCAGUAGAAGACGUGGAGUUUGAAGGGUAUUUAAUCCCAAGAGGAUGGAAAGUUCUUCCACUCUUCAGAACCAUUCAUCACUCUGCAGAUUUCUUUCCUCAUCCCGAGAAAUUUGACCCUUCAAGAUUCGAGGUGCCACCGAGACCAAACACGUACCUGCCCUUUGGAAAUGGAGUGCACUCCUGUCCAGGCAGUGAGCUGGCUAAGCUUGAAAUGCUUGUCCUCCUUCACCACCUCACCAUUACUUACAGAUGGCAAGUGGUGGGAGAGGAAUCUGGGAUACAGUACGGGCCAUUUCCUGUGCCAAAGGGUGGUUUGCCCAUAAAAGUAAUCCCAAGGAAGAGGAAGAUUGCUUCCUAGAGUGGAUUUGAAAAAUUUUUCAGUGUUCUCAACGACAAAUUGGAGGUGAGAACUGAAAAGCAACUGCCCUUCAGGCUCCAAGUCCUUUUUUCUUCUUUUUAACCAUUUUCCAAAAUGUUGUGAUUGGGGAAUCCUUUUGUUUAUUACUGGUACUGGGUUUUCUUUUGUCUGGUUUGCCAUAAUUGUCAAAGCAGUCAUGCCUCCCAUUGAGACCCAAACUUCAAUCUGUUGAUACUCAAAGAGGAAAAAGAGAUGGGAAGAAGGGUUUGGUAAUGGUGUGAAUGUGGGAGGGAGCGAGAGAGUUUCGAGGGCUUUGAGGAUGAAUUGUGAGUGGUCAGAAUCAUGGAUAAGUUUGCUUUUGCAUUUUGCAUUUUGGUUGAUGCAGGCCCCCUGUGGAAGGACAAGGACAAGCUCAGCCUCGCUGGAGGAACCAGGUAAUGAUAACACUAAUAAUACCCAAAACCAAGACCAAGACCAAGACCCCAAAUGUUGUCUGUGUUUGAGACAUGUAACAUCAAGUACGGUGUGCACCCUAGAAUUCCACGUUGGUGCUGUGUCAGGGCACUGGAAUUUGGGCAUUAACAAUGGCCAAUUCAGCUUCACAGUGGAGGACUGGAGUGGAUGGGAGGGGAGGGACUUCUCUUUUUUCUUUUUCUUUUCUUUAUCUUUUUGGAACAUCUGUCAUUAAUGUCAAUUGCACUGGUAGAAAUUGAGGGGAGGGAGCCAACGUUUGACCAUCAACUUGGUGUUUAAGAUGGUGUUUGAUUUUGGUCCUCCCACUUUCUUCCAUUUUAUCUCUCUUCUGGUAAGGUUCAACUCUCUCACAUUGCCCUACAAAACCAUUUCUCUUUGUUGCCAUUUGGUUUCAACAUAGUUUUGAAGGUUUCGAUCUAGACCCUUCGACAGGUUUAACAUUAUGAUGUAUAUGGUUUCGUUGAUAUCUUAAAAACGUUCCUUGUUCUUACUA
This is a messenger RNA of Momordica charantia (bitter melon), 2407 nucleotides long. It is a transcript of the gene CYP707A2, whose product is annotated as cytochrome P450, family 707, subfamily A, polypeptide 2. Gene Ontology annotation, biological process: sterol metabolic process. Lineage: Eukaryota; Viridiplantae; Streptophyta; Magnoliopsida; Cucurbitales; Cucurbitaceae. The record is from RefSeq and is a predicted model, not a curated record. Gene Ontology annotation, molecular function: heme binding; oxidoreductase activity, acting on paired donors, with incorporation or reduction of molecular oxygen; iron ion binding.